Messenger RNA from Silurus meridionalis, 1089 nucleotides. RefSeq names its product neuroguidin, EIF4E binding protein (gene ngdn). The record is from RefSeq and is a predicted model, not a curated record. Bases 65 to 1021 code for a protein of 318 amino acids. Lineage: Eukaryota; Metazoa; Chordata; Actinopteri; Siluriformes; Siluridae. Gene Ontology annotation, biological process: maturation of SSU-rRNA from tricistronic rRNA transcript (SSU-rRNA, 5.8S rRNA, LSU-rRNA). Gene Ontology annotation, cellular component: nucleolus; small-subunit processome. The transcript has 11 exons.
AAUGUGUGAGAGAGAGCGCGCGCAGAAAAAUGCGAAUGUCCCAAUAGAAUUGCCGUAGUUCAAGAUGGCUGCCCCCGCUGUACAGAACGACGUGAUCGAGGAUGAUCUGCCUAAAGCAGUGCAACUUCUCAACACACUCACUCAACAGGUUGCAUUUGUUACAAGCCACGUUCGAGAUUUGAUCAAGAAAAUCCAGAAUAAAAUGUAUCCAACUUCUAAGGGUUUGUCCUUUCUGGACCUGCGAUACCACCUGCUGCUGUUUUACCUUCAAGAUGUUGUACAUUUGAUGAGCGUUAAAGCAGAUGGCCAAAGUUUGAAGGACAACGGGGCCAUCGACAGGCUGGUCACCAUAAGAACGAUUCUUGAGAAGAUGCGUCCCCUCGAUCAGAAGCUGAAAUAUCAGAUCGAUAAAUUAGUGCGCACUGCUGUGACUGGCAGCCUGGCUGAGAACGAUCCUUUACAUUUCCGUCCAAAUCCUGAUAAUCUCAUCAGCAAGCUUGAUCAGUCUGAGGAAUCAGAUGAUGAUGGUGAUGGAAAUGCAAAAGAUUCUGGGAAAAAGGUGGCCCCCAAAGCCAGGAAAUACGUCCCUCCAAAGAUUGCCCCGAUGCAUUAUGAUGGUGACCUGACAGAUGCCGAUCGGCGGAAGGAGCUUGUGGACAAACGCAAGAAAGCGGCGUUCCGCAGCUCAGUGAUCGGGGAGCUCAGGCAGCAGUACAGCGAUGCGCCCGAGGAAAUCCGCGAUCGCCAAGACUUUCAGACUGAGCGAGACAUCCGAGAGGAACAGCACAGGAAAAACUACGAGGAAUCUAUGAUGGUGCGUCUAAGCGUCCCACGAGAACAGAAAGCCAGGAAGAGACGCAUGAUGGGAAUGUCCUCGCAGCUAAAGAGCAUCACACACUUUGGUGACAUCACAGCACUGACUGGUGGAGAGGCACAGGAUUUGGAUCAUUCCAGACCUAAGAAAAAGAAGAAAUUGCUGAAGAAAAAAAACAAAAAGAAGAUGUUCAAGAAACGCAAGUAGAGGUUUUCUGUAUCUGGAAUGAGAUGGUUUGCAUUUGUCUACAUCUUCAAAAUAAAAAAUCAUCCCCA